This is a messenger RNA of Anopheles aquasalis, 776 nucleotides long. Its product is annotated as general odorant-binding protein 72-like. Gene Ontology annotation, biological process: olfactory behavior; sensory perception of smell. Gene Ontology annotation, molecular function: dibutyl phthalate binding; odorant binding. The record is from RefSeq and is a predicted model, not a curated record. NCBI's taxonomy places the organism in Eukaryota, Metazoa, Arthropoda, Insecta, Diptera, Culicidae. Gene Ontology annotation, cellular component: extracellular region.
UAAAGGUGAAGCACUGCCUAGGGACGCCAUCCAUAAUCGUUUCCUUAAAGGAGAGUGCCCUUGGUGUGAGGUGCGUUAGUGCCGCUGCAAUCAGUGCUUUCUCUUCUCGUUCUGUCAGCUUUCCAUUGUCGGAUAACAGAUAGAGCGAGAGCAAGAGAAAGGGAGUUCGGUGUGUCUGGCUGUGAGCUAGAAAAGCGAACGGAACCAGCCUCAUUUGGAAGCGGCCACAAUCCGUACCGCACACAAUGGCGCAAAGGUUGCUGAAGGAAGGAAGGAUUUUCCCGUUCCGUGGAGCUGGAACGGUACGCUUCUUGCUGCUGUUACUGCUGCUCGUCUAUCGAGCAUUGUCGCCAGCGGAAGGGAAAGCGACGGUCGAGCAAAUGAUGAAAUCGGGUGAAAUGAUUCGGUCCGUGUGCCUGGGCAAGACGAAAGUUUCGGUCGAACUGGUCGAUGGAUUGCGCGAGUCCAAGUUUGCCGACGUUAAGGAGCUUAAGUGCUACGUGAAUUGCGUGAUGGAAAUGAUGCAAACGAUGCGCAAAGGAAAACUCAACUACGAUGCAUCCAUCAAGCAAAUCGAUACGAUCAUGCCGGAUGAGCUGGCGGGUCCGAUGCGUGCCGCUCUGGACAUUUGCCGUACAGUGGCCGAUGGUAUCAAGAACAACUGUGACGCCGCGUAUGCCGUACUGCAGUGUCUAUCGAAGAACAAUCCGAAAUUCAUAUUUCCCUAACUGCAACCACCACAACCAGUUUUUCCUGGGAAAAUUUAUGGUCAUAUA